Molecule: messenger RNA, 1145 nt
Organism: Drosophila rhopaloa
Lineage: Eukaryota; Metazoa; Arthropoda; Insecta; Diptera; Drosophilidae
Product: thioredoxin-T
Exons: 2
Coding region: 101-586 (161 amino acids)
Molecular function (GO): protein-disulfide reductase activity
Source: RefSeq, a predicted model, not a curated record
GUUUAAAACAUUUUUUUGAUCCUAGUAGGCUUUCUUUUGGCAGAUUUCAUUUUGGCAAGUCACAGACUUUCUUUUUGGCCCCGUACUUCGAUUUAAAAUCAUGGUGUAUCUGGUGAGGAACAAGGACGAUCUCGACCAGCAGCUGGCCCGUGCCGAGGACAAGCUGGUGGUGAUUGACUUCUAUGCCAACUGGUGUGGACCGUGCAAGAUUAUUGCCCCCAGGUUGGAGGAACUGGCGCAGCAAUACUCAGAUCGUGCGGUGGUGCUUAAGGUGAAUGUGGAUGAAAACGAGGAAAUUACAGUGGACUAUAAUGUGACCAGCAUGCCCACGUUUGUGUUCAUUAAAUGCGGCGAAGUACUGGAGCUUUUCGUCGGCGGGAACUCGGACAAACUGGCCAAAUCCAUGGAGAAAUAUGUUCUGGAUGUGGAUUCCACCGAGCAGCGCCGCUCGUCCAGCCAUCUGGGAUCCGAGGAUGUGUGCAGCGCUGGGCCAAGUGCCUCCUCCAGUGGCAGUGUCAACGAUGUGGUCAUCUGCGAGCUCUCCGAGCACGAUCAGGAGGCAGUGGAGGCUAUGAUGGAGCAGUAAUUUCCGCAUUUAUAAUACCCAAGUGCCACUUUUUUGGACAUCUUGAAACUCCACCAAAAUGCAAAUCUUUCCAAAUGUUUUAGCAUUGAGCUCCACAAUACUUUAGAUGCCACGAUAUUAAUCCUAGAAAUCAAUAACGCGAUCCUAAUUUCAAAACACUUAAUGAAGAUCUUUAUUACUUUCAAGAUUCAAGCCGCUAUUCUUGUAAUCUUAUAAUUAAGAUACUUUACACACAAACGAUAUACCACAAGACGCUGGACAACACAACAUUGAAGUCUAACUACUCUAUAUACCCAACCAGGAAAAGAUGUAUACACAAAUAAUCUGGAAGUCGAAAUACUCUAUAUGCUAUCUCAAUCACGAAACGCUGGAUACUAAAACAACUUCGAAGUCGAAAUAUUCUGUACAAUAUCUCAACCAUUAAAUGGAAAUAUGUACAAUCGACUGCUGCUAAAUAACACAUCAUUUGCUGGUUUCUUGUUAACACUAUUUUGUUGCCAAAAACUGAAACAACUACUAUUUAUUUAUUAAUUAAAAUAUCAUAUCUAUAACCGAUAAA